GAGUCGACAGAGCCAGUUCCCCCUCCUAUCUUCAUCUUCAUUCGGGUCCGGGCUCAUCAGCCUUUAUUCAUUCUCGCGUCGCUUGUUUCUUCUAAGUUCACUUCUUUCCAACUUCUUUGUGUUCCUACCCGCAGCCAUGACUAUCCACUUGGACCCCCGUGGAGACAUCGCUAUAGCGGAGAUUAUUGUGUACUUACCUGUGCUCGUCGUGUCGGGGAUUCUCGUAGCAAGACACGGCGUUGCCAGGAAAGCAGGGUGGAUCUUCCUUCUUAUUCUAUCUCUUGUCCGCAUCAUUGGAGGCGCCACAGCAGUCGCAGCAGAACAGAACCCGUCGGACAAAACAUUGGACAUUGUGUCCGCCACGCUGACAUCGGCAGGCGUAUCACCGCUCCUCCUCGCGACUAUCGGAUUCCUCGGAACAGUAUGCUAUCGUACACUCGGCGACGAGCCACUCAUCUGGCGGGGCCUCAGGAUCAUGUCCCUCCUUUGCAGCGUCGCCCUGCUCCUCGCAAUCGUUGGUGGCGUUAAGAUGGGCAAUGCAAAGACAAUAGCAGAUCUCAACAGUGCGAAUACUCUCCGGCACGCCGGUGCUGCCAUGUUCGCGGUACUAUUCGUCCUCAUCUUCCUGCUGCACAUGUAUUGCUGGGUCAGCAGGAGUAGGAUCACGAAGGCAAGGAGGACGCUACUCGCGAGCAUUAGUCUCGCUCUCCCCUUCCUCUUGAUCCGGGUGGUGUACACAGUGUUGUCGUCAGCCGCACCAUACACAACCUCUCUCUCCUCCGCCGGUGGGAGCUCCACGACGUCCAACUCGCCUCUGUCGAAGUUCAACUCGUCCACGGGCAGCUGGAUCAUCUACCUGUUGAUGAGCGUCCUCGCCGAGUACGCUGCAGUUGUGGUAUACUGUGUCGCGGGGACGCGGAUCCGGCUACAAGACGAUGUGCCGGAUUAUAUCAACAGCGCGACCGCGGACUAUGACGACGAUCGUUAUAAGUUUGCAAGGGCGCAGGGGCCUAUGGGUGCGAACUGGGGGCGUUGAGACCUGCUGUAUUUAUUUGUUGUUAUGUCAUUACUUUCCGUUUCAAGAUGACCGGCGAUUAGACGACUUACAAUACGG
Molecule: messenger RNA, 1114 nt
Organism: Rhodofomes roseus
Lineage: Eukaryota; Fungi; Basidiomycota; Agaricomycetes; Polyporales; Fomitopsidaceae
Exons: 4
Coding region: 137-1036 (299 amino acids)
Source: RefSeq, a predicted model, not a curated record